Molecule: messenger RNA, 1743 nt
Organism: Fusarium mangiferae
Lineage: Eukaryota; Fungi; Ascomycota; Sordariomycetes; Hypocreales; Nectriaceae
Exons: 4
Coding region: 1-1743 (580 amino acids)
Biological process (GO): transmembrane transport
Cellular component (GO): membrane
Molecular function (GO): transmembrane transporter activity
Source: RefSeq, a predicted model, not a curated record
AUGGCGAAAAAUGAUAGUAUUCACGAGGAGGAGUCUGCGAUCCUAGGCGAAGCAACACGUUUGCUGCCUACCAGCUCCGAACCUCGCGAUGCAGAUAAUGAAACAUCUUCUACAACUCCCGCUUGGGAUUCCUUCAAGGACUUUGAAGGCCUACCCUGGUGGCGGCAACCAUCGGUUUAUUGGCUGCUUGGUCCAUAUAUCAUUUUCACCCUUGCCUUUGGAGGUGUAAUGGUUCCUAAACUUGACCUGAUCCUUCAGCUCGUUUGCAGGCAGUAUUUCGCAGAUGAACACAGCCGUAAUCCAGACGCAGUCUUCCAGCCUGUUCUUCUUGGGUCUGAAAAUCCCCAAUGCGAUAUCCCCGAAGUGCAAGCAAACGUGGCAAAAUUCAUGCUGGUCAUGAAUUUGUUCACUGGCAUUCUAAGUGCUAUAGUCGCACCGAAAAUCGGCCAUUUAUCUGAUCGAUAUGGUCGUACACGGCUUAUGGCUCUAGCUUCUGUUGGUGGAAUCUUGGCCGAAUUCAUCACUAUCCUGGUAGCCCGAUACCCCGAUGUCAUUAGCUAUCGCUGGCUGCUUCUAGGUAGUGUCUUUGAUGGUAUGACAGGAUCGUUCACUACGGGAAGUAUUAUGACACAGUCUUACACAAGUGACUGCACCCCUCCCUCAAAACGCGCCGUGUCUAUGGGCUACGUGCAUGCGUGUCUGUUCACGGGACUUGCUUUUGGUCCUCUUCUUGCAGGCUUCUUCGUCAAGUGGACUGGUAGUUUGCUAUCUAUUUUCUAUGUUGUCAUGGGAUGUCACAUUGGUUUCAUGCUCUUUGUCUGGCUUGUUGUUCCCGAGUCCUUGUCUCAAAGCAAACAAUUGGUAGCGCGGGAGAAGUACGCAAAGGACCAGGAGUUGCAAUCUCCUGUCUCGCCAUCAUGGGUGAAUACCCUUCGAACAGCAAACCCCCUCGCUCCUCUCAAGGCUCUCUAUCCUACUGGCCCUGGCACAUCGCCGGCUCUUCGUCGAAAUUUGAUUGCUCUUGCGAUCAAUGAUACCAUCAUCCUCGGAGCAAGCAUGGCCGCAGGUGCUGUCAUUGUUCUCUACUGCGGACGGACGUACCACUGGGACCUCUUAGAAAAGUCGGGGUUUGUGUCUCUUCUCUCACUUGUUCGCGUCGUGGUCCUUAUGGGAAUAUACCCUGUUAUCAACUACUUUGGCCGCAUCCGCCCAGCAGCUCGUCGUCGUCGCGAGUCCGGUGUGGCUGCCGUCGAAAGGAACCGUGGGGCAGACGAGCUUGACGUCCUGAUCCUGAGAAUUGCUUUGACUUCAGAUGUUAUUGGGUCUCUUGGAUAUGUAUUUGCCCGUUCAUCGCGAGUGUUUGUCGUGAGCGGUAUGAUGACCGCUGUCGGGGGUCUUGGGAGUGCAACUGGGCAAGCUAUGAUCACCAAGCAUGUACCUUCUGAAAGAGUUGGCCAGUUGCUCGGAGCAAUCGGCAUGAUGCAUGCGCUUGCGCGAGUGUUAGGGCCAGUCUUGUUCAAUGGAGUGUAUGCCCUUACGGUUGGACGUUUUGACCAGGGUAUUUUUGUCCUGCUGGCAAGCGUAUUUGGAUUCGCACUUGUGGUAAGCUUUGCUAUAAAGCCAUAUGUCGUGUGGGAAGAUGAGCCUGAAGAUGAACGGCAGCCUUUCAAUCAGACAGAGGACGCUUUCACAGUCCCAGAUGGCCAAGUUCCUCUUGAUGAGGAAGAUCAGGUCAGAUUCUAA